Molecule: messenger RNA, 713 nt
Organism: Cynara cardunculus var. scolymus (artichoke)
Lineage: Eukaryota; Viridiplantae; Streptophyta; Magnoliopsida; Asterales; Asteraceae
Product: protein SPIRAL1-like 5
Exons: 2
Coding region: 68-421 (117 amino acids)
Biological process (GO): cortical microtubule organization
Cellular component (GO): cortical microtubule, transverse to long axis
Source: RefSeq, a predicted model, not a curated record
GAGAGAAGAGAGAGAGAGAGAAGAGAGAGAGAGAGAGAGAGAGAGAGAGAUUAGGGUUAGAUUGAUCAUGAUGAAUCGAAGAAACAGCUCCGGUGGAGGACAAAGUUCUUUGGGGUACUUGUUUGGUUCCACUGAUUCAGACAAACAGCAAAACGAUCGAUCGAAAGUAUCAUCAUCAUCGUCACCGCUCGUUUCUAUGCCGCCAUACGGCACCGAUAACGACGUCGAAGAGAAGCCACCGGAAAAAGCCCCAACUCCCCCUUCCAAAGCCGACCGCUCCUCAUCUCCCAACAAAUAUAUCUAUCAUGGAGACGGUGAUAAGUCUAAAGAUUUCGUAGUGACUGGGCGACCAUCGACAAAGGUUAAAUCGGUUCCUGGUGGAGAUUCAUCUCUUGGUUACUUGUUUGGAGAUAAUAAUUAAGUGAUGAUCUUCAUGAUCUUGAACUUAAUCAUGCAUCAGAUUGUUUUCAUAAUGUAAUUUGUAUUCCACCGGAGCCUGAAAUCGUGCCGGAUAAUGACGUCAUUUUCUGAUGUAUUAGGGUGUUUUUUCCGGUGGAAAUAUCUAUCAGGAAUGCCCAAAUUUCUUGAUGUUUUCUAGAUUGGAAUAUGGAAAGGAUCACAGAAGACAUUAGUGUUUAGGGUUUGAAGUGUGCUUAAUUCCAUGUUUGUUUGUAUUUAAUUUUUACAAUUUAUAUUUUUGUGUGUUAUAAUUA